UUUUGCCCCCAUCUUCUCGUUCGUCCAGUAUUCUGAAUGCAAGCUAACGUUGUGGGUCUAAUAAACUCUCGAAUUCCAAAAUAUAAGCGUGGUCCAAAGUAAUCUCUGGUGAUCUGUUAAAACCCGCCAAAAUCGUGAUGACUGCCGAGGAGGAAGUGAUGAGGAUCCAGAAGAAGCUGACGAAGAUGUCAAACGGGGACGGGACGGGACAGGAGCAGGCACUCGAGCUACUCAAGAUCCUCCAGAAAUUACCAGUCGAUCUCGACCUCCUCACCAAAACCAGGAUAGGAAUGACUGUCAAUGCACUACGUAAAUCCAGUCACGACGAGGAAGUCAUAUCCCUGUCGAAGACGUUGAUUAAGAAUUGGAAGAAAUUUUUAAAUGCUUCAAACAAGGAUGGAAAGGAUUCUGGAUCGACGAGCAGCUCCAAGAAGAAGGAGGAGCGUUCGGAUAAGGGUAAGGAUGACGACAGGAAGAGGGAUUCGGAUAGUGGGGAUGUUAAAAUCAAGGAGGAGAAGACGAGGAAAGACGAUAAGAAGCAGACGUCUUUUCCCCCUGCCACCACCACUGAUGCUGUCAGACUAAAAUGCCGGGAACUCUUGGCAGCUGCUCUCAGAGUUGAUGGCAAGACCAUCGAGGGUUGUGCAUCACCCGAGGAACUCGCUGAAGAGCUGGAGGAGGCCAUCUACUGCGAGUUCAAAAAUACUGAUAACAGAUACAAGAAUAGGGUUCGCAGUCGUGUGGCAAAUCUUCGAGAUGCCAAGAAUCCCACCCUGAGGACGAAUUUUCUGGUGGGUGCUAUUCCAGCAAAACGUCUGGCUGUUAUGAGCGCCGAGGAGAUGGCGAGUGACGAGAUUAAACAACUUCGAGAUAAAUUCAAGAAAGAAGCAAUCAAUGACGCUCAACUUGCCACUGUCCAGGGCACCAAGACCGAUCUACUAAAGUGUGGAAAAUGCAAACAACGCAAUUGCACGUACAAUCAAGUCCAGACGAGAUCUGCCGACGAGCCCAUGACUACAUUUGUGCUGUGUAAUCACUGUGGAAAUCGGUGGAAAUUCUGUUAGAAUCUUCCAGAACAUUUUGUGGUGUUCUAUUUCUGAUGUCGAGGAGUCCUCUGGUUUAAUCCUGGAGUUGCUCAUUAAUUUGUAUUUUUUUUUCUGAUCAAGAAUUAUCGAAAUUGAAGGAUAAUUACGACUGUGAGUGCUCCAUGAUUGAAUGGAUUUAAUUAAAGGAGUUAACUACUA
Fopius arisanus is the source of this 1244-nucleotide messenger RNA. It is a transcript of the gene TfIIS, whose product is annotated as RNA polymerase II elongation factor. Bases 138 to 1064 code for a protein of 308 amino acids. Lineage: Eukaryota; Metazoa; Arthropoda; Insecta; Hymenoptera; Braconidae. Gene Ontology annotation, cellular component: nucleus. The record is from RefSeq and is a predicted model, not a curated record. Gene Ontology annotation, molecular function: zinc ion binding; nucleic acid binding. The transcript is spliced from 4 exons. Gene Ontology annotation, biological process: DNA-templated transcription; transcription elongation by RNA polymerase II.